Molecule: messenger RNA, 932 nt
Organism: Corylus avellana
Lineage: Eukaryota; Viridiplantae; Streptophyta; Magnoliopsida; Fagales; Betulaceae
Gene: CYN
Product: cyanase
Molecular function (GO): DNA binding; cyanate hydratase activity
Source: RefSeq, a predicted model, not a curated record
UGUUUCCCACUUUCCCUCUUUAUCUCUCUCUCGCCCACACAAAACACGAGGAGUCGUUUGCUUGAAAUGGAAGAGGGCAAAACAAUCACAGCGAACCGGCUACUGGCGGUGAAGCGCAAAUCCGGCAAGUCGUAUAGCCAGAUAGCCGAAGAGACGGGCCUCACCAACGUCUACGUAGCCCAGCUGCUGAGGCGCCAAGCCCAGCUCAAGCCCGACACCGCCCUUGUGCUACGGGCGGCGCUGCCCGACCUGACCGACGACCUCCUCCAAGAGAUGAUGAGGCCACCCAUGCGCUCCUACGACCCCAGCUUGAUCCAAGAACCCACUAUCUACAGGUUGAAUGAAGCGGUUAUGCAUUUUGGUGAGAGCAUCAAGGAGAUAAUCAAUGAGGAGUUUGGUGAUGGCAUCAUGUCAGCUAUAGAUUUCUUUUGCUCAGUCGACAAAAUUAAAGGUGUGGAUGGGAAGGAUCGUGUAGUUCUGACAUUUGAUGGGAAGUAUUUGCCUCACUCUGAGCAGAAAUCGGAGCACAUGGUUUCGAGGCAGAGACUACAGUGAAGUUUAUGAAUAUCCUCAUGCUGACUGCUGAGGCAGGUGCUGCGAACUUUUUGGGUUCGUUUUAGAAAGUGCUUUUUGCAUUUUUAUUGUGACGUGAUAUAAAGGUAAAAGUAGUUUUAGAUUGGUUUGUGAAUGUUUUAUAUUUUGAGUUGUUUGUUAAUGGUUAUGCUUUUUUGCUAUAAAGCAAAAAGAUAACCUUAAAAUGCUUUUGCUUGUCUCCUUCGCUUUGUGUCAAUAUACCUGUAUUUGAGAGUGCCAUCAGGCUUUGUUGAAUAAAUUUGAGUGCUCAACUCUCUGUACUUGUUUGGCUCUAUGAUAUUGAAUGGAACAAUUACAUGUAUUGCUUUUAUAUAAAGGAAAGGUGAAAUUCAUGGUCA